Messenger RNA from Vicia faba (fava bean), 576 nucleotides. Lineage: Eukaryota; Viridiplantae; Streptophyta; Magnoliopsida; Fabales; Fabaceae. The record is from the annotation of a GenBank genome assembly.
AUGCACACCAAUGCUGUUUCCUUAGAUACAUACGCUUUGUGUACCACUUUGACCGCUUCAUCUAAACUCCAACACUUCAAUUUUGGAAAACGGAUACAUGCCCACGUGACCAAAUCUGGUUUCUUUUCUAGUGUCUUUGUCACUACUGCUCUUAUUCAUUAUUACUCUAAAUCCAUUAAUGUGAAAGAUGCAGCUCUCGUGUUUGAUGAAAUUCCUGACAAGAAUAAUGUCUGUGCAAAUGCACUUUUGUCUGGUUAUUCUCAGGCUGGGCUAUGGAUUAAGGGAGUCCAAUUGGUUAGGAAGAUGCCUGUGUUGAAAUUGAAGUAUGAUCACUUUACGUGCUUGCACUGGAUUAUCAGUGCCUUGGUUCAGAUGUAUGGAAAAUGUGGAAUGGUAGAGAAGGCUAGGCUGGUUUUCAAGUUGGAUGGAAUGCAGAUUCAAAAUGAAACAACUAGAGACCUUGUGUUAUGGACUUCGAUGCUUGGUGUGUAUGGUAAAAAUGGGCGUUAUAAGGAAGUGAUUGAUUUGUAUAGGGAAAUGUUGCAGGAAGGAAUCAAACCUGAUGGAAUCAUUUAA